AAGUCAGUGUAAACUAACAGUGAGCGUUCUCGAGGUGUGAGGAACUGAAAACGGCUCUUCUCGCGGCCCGAUAAAAAAGCACUGCAUCCAGUUGUAUAACAAAUAGACAGACGUUUCCGCGUGUGUAUUUACUCGGUAAUGUCGGCAGCAACAUUCGUGGAAACGGAACCGUCUACUGGCAUAUGCUGUCGUCUGGUGAUAAGGUGUAGCUGUCUCCAUGGCGACGAGCGUGGUUCCCGGGGACAACCUGCCUACAUAUAAGCUGGUGGUGGUGGGAGACGGAGGCGUGGGGAAGAGCGCGCUCACCAUACAGUUCUUCCAGAAGAUCUUCGUCCCGGACUACGACCCCACCAUCGAGGACUCGUACCUCAAACACACCGAGAUCGACGGCCAGUGGGCCAUUCUGGACGUUCUGGACACGGCGGGGCAGGAGGAGUUCAGUGCGAUGAGAGAGCAGUACAUGAGGACAGGAGACGGCUUUCUCAUCGUGUUUUCAGUCACUGAUAAAGCCAGUUUUGAACAUGUGGAUCGUUUCCACCAGCUGAUUCUGAGAGUGAAGGACAGGGAGUCGUUUCCCAUGGUUCUGGUGGCUAAUAAAGUUGACCUGGUGCAUUUACGCAAGAUCAGUAGUGAGCAGGGCCGCGAGAUGGCCUCCAAACACAGCAUCACGUAUAUUGAAACAAGUGCAAAGGAUCCACCCAUGAAUGUAGACAAAGCGUUUCACGAGCUCGUCAGAGUGAUACGCCAGCAGAUCCCAGAACGGGGCCUGAAGAAGAAGAGGAAAGCCAAAUGGCGGGCAGACAGGCCUUCGGGUUCCCAGAGGCUGCACUGCGUCUUACUGUGACCGCACACCCUCUAUCUCAAUGCCGCGUCAAUGCCGCGAUGAUGACUCCGUGACUCGGACUGUUAAAACACACACACAGCUAUGAUAAUAUCCAGGAACUAAAGGACACAGCUUGAAUAUUCCAUAAUUAAUGACGAAAUUCCCCAAAAUGUGGAAUUUCAGCCAAUUUUCAUGGGAUUUUCUUAGCGGGUGAAAGCCUGGAUGAUCUGACAGAAUUCUAGCGCUGUACACUCACGUUAUCUCUCAGAGAAAAAUUCAGAGACAAACUUUCUGAGGCCUUGUUUUGUAUUGUGUUUCUAUAUUUAUUGUGCUGAAUUCUAUAUUGUUAAUUGAUUGUUAAUACAGCAUAUAACGGCUUUGAAAACAACAAGGGAACAGACGGGAUUCAAGUUGCACAACUGGCAUUUAUAGAUACAGUACACUCAGAAAGCGGGGGAAAUACUGGUUACCAUUGUUAAUCAUUUGUUUUUAUGAAGAAAAUUAAGAUACGUUGUCAAAACAAAAUAAAAAAAUGCAUCGGGGUUACACACAUCACGCUAAAAUAAUGCAAACAUGUAAAACAAUUAAUUAAUUAAUAGCACAAAAUGUGUAAAAGUUUUUACAUAAAAAGUUUUAUAAAUUUUUAAUGACGUCAACAACAAUUUACUAUAAAAGGACUUGUUUUGGCUUGUUACAUAUAAAUACAGUUUUACUACAUAUGGUAAUGUAACAUGCUGUUAAAUAAUUAAUAUAAUUUUUUCUGUUGCAAAAUAUUUUUUUCUGUUCAUCUGAAUUUAAAUUCUAAUUUUAUACCUUGCAAUUCUGAGUUUAUAUCUUGCAAGUUUAAGUCUCGUAAUUCUGAGUGUAUAUCUUGCAAAUCUGAGUUAGUUCUGAUUUUAGUUUAUAUUUUUUAAUUCUGAGCUAACAUCUCCUAAGUUCAAGUCUCCCAAAUCCGAGUUUACGUCUCAAUUUUAAGUUUAUACCUCGCAAUUCUAAGUUUACUUCUCACAUUUCUGAGUUUGUAACUCCCAAUUCUAAGUUUAUGUUGCAAUUCUGAGUUUACGUCUUGCAAGUUUAAGUCUCGCAAUUCUGAGUGUAUAUCGCGCAAAUAAGAGUUUACGUCUCGCAAAUUUAAGUCUCGCAAUUCUGAGUUUAUACCUCGCAAUGCUAAGUUUGCUUCUCACAAUUCUGAGUUUGUAACUCGCAAUUCUGAAUUUACUUCUUGCAAUUCUGAGUUUACGUCUUGCAAGUUUAAGUCUCGCAAUUCUGAGUUUACGUCUCAAUUCUAAGUUUUAACCUCGCAAUUCUGAAUUUACGUCUCGCAAUUCUGAGUGUACGUCUUGCAAGUUUAAGUCUCGCAAUUCUGAGUUUACGUCUCAAUUCUAAGUUUUUACCUCGCAAUUCUAAGUUUAUUUCUCACAAUUCUGAAUUUGUAACUCACAAUUCUAAGUUUAUAUGUCGCAAUUCUAAGUUUACGUCUCGCAAUUCUGAGUUUACGUCUCGCAAGUUUAAGUCAUGCAAAUCUGAGUUUACGUCUCAAUUCUAAGUUUUUACCUGGCAAUUCUGAGCACAAUUACACAAUUAUGAGCUUUCGUCUCACAGUUCUAAGUGUAUAUCUCGCAAUUCUAAAUUUACUUCUCACAAUUCUGAGUUUGUAACUCGCAAUUCUAAGUUUAUAUGUCACAAUUCUGAGUUUAUUUCUCACAAUUCUGAGUUUAUAUUGCACAAUUACGAGCUUUCAUCUCGCAGUUCUAAGUUUAUAACUCGCAGUUCUGAGCUCACGUCUCGCAAGUUUAAGUGUCGCAAUUCUAAGUUUAUACCUCACAAUUCUAAGUUUAUGUCGCAAUUCUAAUUUACUUCUCACAAUUCUGAAUUUAUGUCUCACAAUUCCGAGUUUACAUCCCACAACUCAAUUUACAAAUGGUCGCCUUUGCACUUGCGUUAAAAAUGUGGUGGAUAUUGUUUAAUUUUCCACUUAGAAAUGCAUGGGUAACUAUGGUAACCUGGAUUUAUUUAUCCCAACAUUAAACCAUGCCUCCAAUGUGUGAUGUGUCGCUUGUAUCUAUAAAAACUCAAAGAAAGUUUCUGUUCUUACAUCAGCACCCCAGUGACGAUAUAUCAUUUUAUUAAUCAGGAUUGUAAUUCAAGACUGUCAUGAUGAAAGUUUUGAAAAUUUGAUACCUGAUCUCAAUUAUGUUGCCAUUAAACUGAGUCAAAUCAGUAAUUGCACAAAAACGUUACAGUAUUAUGUUAAGAUCACAGGAUUGAUCUCAUGUUUAUCUUUUUUCGCUUGUCUUGAAUGCAUCGUCACUUUACUUUGAAUGUGUUUUUUGCUCGUUUCGAAGUUUUCAUUGAUGUUUUGAAUGUAUUGUAUGUUGUUCUAUACGCCAGUUUUGCUUUUGAUGUUUCAAGUCCAGCUUUAGUGUUUAGCAUAUUAAAGGAACAUCAUCCUAGUAGCUCGUUUAGGCGUUUUGUGAUUGUAUACUGCUUGUUUACUUGUUUUUUUGUGUUAUUUUAACUUUACGGAAUCAGUUUUAUCUCAAAGACUGGAUGUUCUCCUUACAUUUUCAGUUUUGUUUGAAACUUGGUGCAAAUUUCGUGGGUCAGUCAUUACUUUUUUGUUUUUACUAUUCUUUUUUUUUUUUUUUUGUCAUUAAUACAAAUGACAUGUAUUCUGUGAUUAUGUUUAUAUGAGGAUUAUUAAGACCAAUUAAGGCCAAAAAACUGCUCUGAAAAAGAAGGGAUUUUUACAUCAGGAAUAUUGUAAGAAUUUGUAAAGUGGAAUAUAAACAUAAUAAAAAUCAAAUGAAUCAA
Messenger RNA from Cyprinus carpio (common carp), 3637 nucleotides. RefSeq names its product ras-related protein M-Ras-like. The record is from RefSeq and is a predicted model, not a curated record. NCBI's taxonomy places the organism in Eukaryota, Metazoa, Chordata, Actinopteri, Cypriniformes, Cyprinidae. Gene Ontology annotation, molecular function: GTPase activity; GTP binding; GDP binding. Gene Ontology annotation, biological process: signal transduction. Gene Ontology annotation, cellular component: plasma membrane.